Molecule: messenger RNA, 1319 nt
Organism: Salmo salar (Atlantic salmon)
Lineage: Eukaryota; Metazoa; Chordata; Actinopteri; Salmoniformes; Salmonidae
Source: RefSeq, a predicted model, not a curated record
CGGAAACUACCACAGAAAACAGUUGAAAGUAACAGAAGCGGUUAUCACUGAAGUUGACAACUUGGCAUUUUGAAAGAAUAUAAUAUAAUAAUAAUGUAUGAUUUUGAGUCAUUUCAGUCCUGCGAUACAGAUGACCAAAAGCUGGAGAAUGAGUCAGUGAAUCAAGCCAUCGUCGAGAAUCCAGUGACUUUUCAUUGUGGACGAUGCAACACCGUGUGGGCUGAUUGCCGAGGGAUCUGUGGAGAAGCAACAUCUGUCAACUCGCUGAUUUGUCUUGAGGUAACCCAAGAUGUGACCAUCAAUAGUGAACGUGAGUGGAGCCUGGAUGGUCUGUUCAGUGCAUGUGUGUCUGUCCUCCCCAUGUAUAGUGUGUACAACACUCUCCAAUGCGCCGGCUGUCUCUGCCUCAUGGGUGUAAUCCUCUACUCAACACCACAGCACCUGUCUGCUCUGCGCAACCUCUUUCUCCUCAAGAAAGACGAGAUGUAUUGUUAUAUUUUCAGCACUGGCCAAAUGGUGAAAGCCUCUACACUCAACUUUAGUGUAGCACCACUAGGAGAACGUGUAAGUGAGGGUUGGGGUCAAUUUGAAUUGAAGACUGUCAAUUCAGGAAAUAAACUGAAAAUUCAAAUCACUGGCUGAAUUGACCCCAACCCUGGCCCUGUCUCGUCUGUUCUUCCUGCCAGCUGAAACAACUGAUCCAGGAAACGGAAAGUCACCUUAGCAAUGUGUCAGCAGUGAUGGAUGACACCCGCACGAAUGAAGCAACCUCAUCUGUCCAGUAGUCAAGCUGAUCCUACCUGGGUUGUGUUCAUAAGGGCACAUUAUAGCAAAAUGUUUUAAAACAGAAAAUUAGCGUUUUUCUUAUUGGACAAGUAUUUUCUUCCGUUUUUGUGCCUAUUGAACACGAAGUGCCUGUUCUGUUUGACAAUCCUCCGUCAACUGCACUUUAUUCUCUAGUUCCAUGUUCUGUUUUUGAAGGGCCCUUUUGUAGCCUGGGAGCCAGUCUGUUUGCGCCAUCAUGCCACUCUUGCCACAAAAGUUCAUAAUAAUUUGACUAAAUGGAGGGCAUUCCUAUGUGUGGUGUUCCACCAAAAAUUGACAAUUUAGAGUGAAAAUGGGAGUUCCCUCCUUGAGAUGUUAAAAAGUAGCUACCUCGUAUUCUACUGUUCAAUGUGUUUGCCUCAUAGUUUAUGCUAAAUGGCACUGUACUUUAUCAAUGUUUACUAAUGUGACGUUCCACAUAGAUGAGACAUUGCACUGUGUGUGUGUUCAGGUAUUAAAACUUAUGUAAACCAAUAAAUGUCUUAAUUUCCAUA